Pseudozyma flocculosa PF-1 is the source of this 5802-nucleotide messenger RNA. RefSeq lists its product as uncharacterized. NCBI's taxonomy places the organism in Eukaryota, Fungi, Basidiomycota, Ustilaginomycetes, Ustilaginales, Ustilaginaceae. The record is from RefSeq and is a predicted model, not a curated record. The coding region runs from base 1 to 5802 and encodes 1933 amino acids. The transcript has 2 exons.
AUGGCACCCUCGUCGACCGGCUCCGGUCGGUCGCGCUCCCUCUCGAUUUCGGACGAACCGCUGCCUGGCCCAACCAACGAAGCCCGUGGCGCAUCACAGAGCGGCCGACCCGACCCUGCCACCGUUUCCGGUGUCUCGUCCCGUCAGCAGCAGGGCAAGAUGACUCUGGCCCUGCCAGAUCAGCGACGGGUGGACAUCGAUCUGCAGGCAUCACGCCAGGGCCUCGACACCACUUUAUGCGAUAUCGGGCCGGCGCUGAUCACCAUCUCGCCCAGUGACACGCUGGUUUUCGACCAGGCCUACGCCAACCACGCUCCGUGCGUCCACCGGCUGACGAUCUGCAACCAGGACGCCGAGCACAGCGUUCUGGUCCGCAUGGACACCAACCUCAGCCAGGGGUUGAGCUUCAUGCGCCGCAAACGGUCCGCGCCCAAGAAUGACUUCGAGCCGUGCGCUUGGCCAACAAACAGCCUCACCUGGGCCAGGAGAGGUGGCCUGUCGCCACAGAACCUCAGAGGCUGGCGACACGUCAUUGCCAACCUCGAGAACGCUAGCUCCUUUGUACUGAACCCGGGUGCGAGCACCACGCUCUACGUCAUGUUCCGCCCCAUGGCGUUCACGACGGACGGCGAGGGUGAUCAGCUGCAGAGCCUGGCCUUUAAGUCGCCUCCGUCACCGGCCUUUCAGCAGACACCGCGCUUCGAGCGCGCCCUGGACGAUUCCCUCGCCUCGCGGACAGAUGCGAGUGCGCUGACGUCUACCUCUCCCGUGUCCACGCCGGCGGCUCUUGGCGAGCAGCACGAUCCGUUCGGAAAAGAAGAGGCCGAACGUAACCCCCUCGAGACCGGCAACGAAGCGAUUCUCGCCUCGCCUCGCUCGGCGCCGGAGCUAUGUGCCGCUGCCAAACCAGAGCGCAUGGUCCUCGGUGCAAAGCCGCAGUUCUCGACAUUCGACGUGCGCGGUUCGAUCACGGCCAGGGCAUGGUCUUUACCCCGCGCCGAGGCUCCGUUCGCCGACGACGCCCUCGUCGACACGCCCUUUAGCGGCUUGUCGUCAGCCGCGUCGUCGCGCCCGGCGUCGUUCUACGGCUCGGUCCAGUCGUCCACCACCGCAGCAACAUCCUCGUCCUUCUCGCUGCCCGACGAAGGCACGGGACAGUCAAAGACAAUGCUGGUCUCGGCGAGAUGCUGCCGUCCCUCGAUCGACGCCAUCCUGCACUCUUCCGAAAUCACCAGCACUUCCGGCAACAGUCUGAUUGAGAUCGACUUUGGCGAUGCCCUCGUCGGCCAGGCGUACAAUCGGACACUUGUCCUUCGCAACAAUUCCGAGAUCGAUUGCAUCUGCCAGGCCACCAUGGAAGAGGCUCGCAACAUGCUGCAGGCCCGACCCAUCACCCUCCUCAGCGCGGACGAUGGCUCGCCUCUCCCGAUGGUCAGCGCCGACGACGACUCGGUCACGCACGACCCUUUCGGGCUGCUGCCCCGGACGACGCGGGCAGUCGAGCUGCGGCUCGCACCUCAGGAGCCGUGCAAGGACUACGAACAGGUCAUCACCUUCACGAACCUGCACGAUUCCGCCAAUGCCAUCCGCGUCGUUGUCCGGGCCAACAUCCUCGGCGUGGCUAAGGACGACUCGUUGGCGGUGCUUUCCGGCGACAUCCUCGACUUCGGCGACUGCUAUGGUGGGCACUGGACUCGCCAGCUUCUCGUGCUCAAGAACACGGCAGAUGUGCUCCUCGACGUCCAAUUUGGCGCGCCAAGAGGCAUCGACAUGACAUUCCAGCUGGCAGAGCUCGCGCCGCAGGCCGACGAGGAAGCCAUCGAGGACGAGCAGCUGCCCCCGAGCUCCGUGGCCAGCGACAUCUCGAUACCCUCAAGCGGAGACGUCGGUUCGCACUUUUCGUCGGCACUGGACUCGAGCAGCGCAAUCAGUCUCGAUCCAGCGGGGGGUCCAGGAGUCGGGCUUGAACCCUCGGCGACGUACUCGGAGCUGGCCAAGACGCCCACUCACUACGCGCAAGCCACUCCUGCCGAGGCGGACCCGCCAAAACUGGAGCUCUCCAAGCUCGACCCUCUGUCGACGCCUGCCCAGGCUUCCGGUCUGGCUGCGCAGUCCGACCGCUCGGAGGGCGAGGAUGUCGAUGCCUCGUCGGUUGCAUCGCAGCAGGGCUCGCGUCCCGCAUCGCCUGUCGACGAGCGGGUGCCGACCGGCCUCAGUGCCAAGGAUCCUCGUCUCGAGUCGCUCACCAAGGAGUCCCUGGCAACCCGUCUCGAGCGCCUCAACUCAGGACCAGGCUCGGACGACGAGCGCUCCCGCCCCGCCAAGGCCCUCUCCGCCCGCGUUGGUAGCGACGGCGACCAUCAAAGCAUCUCGACGAACCCGUAUAGCCAAUCGUCUUCAAGCUUCCUGUCCCGGCCGUCGUCCCGGAAUCGGCUCGGCGAGCACAAGGCUUUCGAUGCCGUAGGCACGGAUGAUGCUGGAUCGGCCAAGUCCGAGGCCACGGCGCACUCACGCGAAAGCCGGAUGGGCCCCUUGCCCGCCACGUCGACGUCGUCCCAUCCCGGCUCGACCGCAGGCGGCAAGCAUCCCCGAUCGGGACUCGGGCGUGCCCUUUCUGGACUACGCAAUGUCGAGCAGGCGCACAGCAACCAGCUCGAGGAGCUUGUCCUACGACCCGGCGGCGAAUACCGGGUGGUGGUUUCGUACAAGCCAGCCAGAGAGGACCUCGACGCCGACUUUACGGGCGGUCGGCUGGUCGAGCGGUCUUUCAACGUCUCGCUCGAUUACGCUCGAUCUCGCUCCGGGAGCACGCGCACCAAGGGCGGGCGCGAGCGGAAGACGAUCGUCUGCCAGAGCCGGACGUGCACCUCGUUUAUCUCGGUCAGCCCCAAACUGAUCGAUCUUGGCGAGGUGCAAGUAGGCACGCGCAAGUCUGCCAACAUUGCCGUGACGAAUCGGUCCGAGCUCACGGCACGGGUGGAUCUGCGCUUUGUGUCCAAGGUAUUGGGCAUGUACAAGGACGAGGUGGCCAUCCCUGCGCUCCAGACGGUCGAGCUCAAGGUCGAAUCGUUCCCGCGCCGGAUCAACGAGUCAUACCGGAAACAGAUCACCGUCGCCAACCUGCUCAACCGGCACGACGACCAGAUCUUUGAGGUCCGCUCGGUCAACGUCGACAAGCAGCGCAUCAGCUUCCACUCGCUCUUCUACCGCCUGCUGACGCCCACCGGCUCCAACUUCGUCGACUUCGGCGACGUCAACAUCAACUCGACGAGGAUUCGCAACUUCACCAUCGAGAACACGUCGGGCGCAAAGCUGGCGCUGGAGCUCUCGGCGGCUCAUCCCGAAGACCUCACGCUCUAUGUCAAGGCCGUGCCUAAGCAGAGUGGGGAUGCCGCCGCUCCUGUGGACAAGCAGGGCGGCGCUGCAAGGGGAUCGAAUCGAUACGCCGAUCUCGAAUGCGGCGACGGAGCCGCUGGCACGGAGACGGAUGGCACCCGGGCCAAAGCCCCGAAGCCGACGCUCAAAGGAUCUGAUCUCAAGGAGCGCUUCCUCGAGACGAUCUCGGUCGACUCGCCCGCCUCGGUCCGCAACGAGAACACGUCGUGGAGGCUGGCGCAGAAGCAGAGCCACUUCCUGCGCAAGGACGUCAGCGCCGGUGCCCCGUCGCAGAAGAAAGACGCCGGCGCCGUCAAGCCCAAAGUUCACAUCAACCUCGUCUCGGCGCUCAAGAAGGGUGGCAAGGGCAGGAUCACGCUUGUCUACGGCAAGUCGAUGACGUUUAAGGACCGUACGUUGCUGCGCGACUUUGAGUUCCUUGACCUGGCCACGGGCCCGCCUGUGGAUGCGCGGCGCAUCUCGGCCAAGAGCAAGCGCUAUGCGAUGCUCGAGACAAUCGCGACGGGAGGCAAGGCCAAGCACUCGAGCGCAACGGGCCAGGCCAAGGCCAAGCAGGCGACCGGAGACGGCAAGCUCGGCGAUGAUGGCGCGCCGCCGGCACCCGGAUCAAAGAAGGAGUCCAGGUCGCGCGCCCCGACUUCGAACUCCUCGGCCCCGUCGACAAAGGCGGCAGCCAACGCGCGGCGCCUGCCGUCGCCCCUCGCAAAGGAUAUCCGCGUGACGGGCUCGCUCAAGACCGCAAAGGCCGGGACCGGGCAGCCGUCGAUCACCGGCGUGCUCAAGGGUGACAAGGACGCACGACCAGACAGUGGCGGCAGGGUCCACUUUUCGCCGGCGCUCACCGGCAAGCGCAAGGCAGCGCCGGUGCUGUCGAACUCUGCCGACGUGUCGCGCAUGUCGCUCGAGGACUUGCUGUCGGCGGUCGAAGGUCAGAACAGCACACUCAGCACCUUGUUCCUGGGCAGCGUCCAGGCGGAGGAGCAGUUCGUCCGGACCGAGAUCAACCUGCAGAGGGAGCUGCAGCUCGCCAUUGACAAUGGGCGUCUCGUGCCCGUCGAGGUGCUCGACAUCCCGGCGGGCAGCGAGAAGCAGGUGAUCGCCGUCUACCAUCCGAGCGGCAGCACCCGGCCCCACGUCCAGGGCAACGCCCGCAAGCAGGACUCGCGGAUCUUCAUGAGGCUGGUCGACUUUGACAUGGGCGUCGUGCGCGCCUCGGACGAGUUUGCAGGCAUGGCCGAGCUCGACGUCGACGAGUUGCCGGUGCGAGACCUCAUGAUCCGGUCCAAUACGUGCCGCAGCCUGCUCGAGCUCGGUCAGCCCCACAUCAACUUCGGGCACAUGGAAAAGGGCGACGCCAAGACGCGCCGGAUCCUGAUCUCGAACCGGAGCGAGUGGGCGCUGCGCUACUGCAUCCGCAAGAGCGGCAGCAUCGCCAGCGGAGACAUCAAGUUCAGCGGCGGACGCUACGGCGUCGUGCCCGGCUACGGCAAGCGCGAGGUCGAGUUCGUCUUUUCGCCCUCGAUGUCCGGCACCUUCCAGGAAAAGCUCGUGGUCGAAAACGUGGCCGACCGGGACAAUGACCAGGUGGUCGUUCUCAAGGCCAACGUGCGCAAGGUGUCCAACUUUGCCGUCGAUCCUUCCACCAUCGACUUUGGCGCCAUCUCGCCUGGCAAACUGUCGACGCCCGAGAGCUUUGUCCUGAGCAACACGACGAGCAAGCCGAGGUCGUUUGUCAUCGCCAUCGACCCGCACGACCUGCUGAUGGAGCGGUGCAUCGUCGACGUUGCGCUUAGCAUGGCGAGCGACGGAGACGUCAAGGGCACGCUGACGCGCGAGGAGGAAGAGGAGGUCGAGCACCUCUCGCAGAAGCUCAAGAUUGCCAGCCGCAAGGGCAACCUGGACAAGGUCAAGAAGUACGAGGAGCGCCUCUCGCAGCUCGGCGUCAAGCCGUCUUCGCCGAUGGUUGCCUCCGCUUCGCAGGCCGGCGACGAGGGCGCCGAGGGCGAACAAGGUGUCGAGGACGCCAGCACAGCCAAAGCUCUGGCUUCGGAGGCCUCUUUGACGACGACGAAGCUCAAGCGUAUCUCGUCAAACGUCACCUGUGCCCUGUCGCCCAACCAGAGCAAGCGACUCGUCCUCCGCGUCCGGGCCAGCGCCGUGCAGUCGGCGAUACGGCCAGACCAGGCGGAUCCGGCGGAGCGCGGCGGCCCAGAAAAGGCCGGAGUCGAGUCGGUCGAGGUGGCCGUCAAGGUUCACGAGGUCAAGAACCAGGACGAGACCAAGGUGGUCCUGCUCAAGGCCAACGUCGAGUUUGAAUUGAGCGGAGAGGGCGGCGGCGACGAGGGGGCGGCGACGUCGGCCGAGGCCAUGCCGAGCGAUGCCGUCAUCUUCUCGCCACUGGCAUAG